AUGGAGUCGCCCGCUGGCAGACGGCUCGAUGCCUCCCCCUCCCCCUCUCCCAUACAUCACCUCGGCAUGACGCGCCGUUUCGCACACGCCGUUGCCUCGCGCUUGACCCGUCGACGGUUUAUAGCCAAUCUCGCCUCCCGCUUCGCCAACCGACGGUUCGCCUUUGCUGUCGCAACCGUCGCCAUCUUCAGUGCCAAGGGCGUUCACAUCUACACACAUCUGUCUUCACUGCCGCUGGUUCACCUGGUGCGGUGGGGAUAUUCAUUCUUUGCGCAGGAUGUCAUGCUGCUCAUCCUUGUCCGGCUGCUGCUUGACCCGUGGUUGACGGAAGGCUCUGGGUGGUUGCGCACUACCACAAUGACUCUGGCGUCUGUAAUUAUCACAUAUCUCAUCACCGUAGGGGUUGUGACAGUGACAUUCUUUGCCGUCUGUGGCUCCGAGAUCCACUGGCGCAACAUUGGCUUGGCUGGUGAUGCCUCCUCCUUUGCCAUGUUUCUCUCCGGCCUUGCGUCAUUAAUCCUAGUCCUGUUCACCGUUCUCUUUGUCGCAUGCAUCUUGCAAGACAUCUGCUACGUAACCGCCGGCGUGGCUACCGAUAUUCUCAAGUGGCCUAUUAACUUCGCCUUGCGCCGAUCGUCGCCCACCGCCUACUCUCAGGUACCUCAACUUGACGUUGAGCUUGCCAGCACAUCCGACGAUCUGGACGACGACGAAUUCUGCGGCAUGAAGAGCAAGACAUCGGCAGUUGUUCUGAAGCGAUUGCUAUACCUCUUCAUCGGCUUGGCACUCCUUACACAUGUUGUCAUGGUUUUGAUACGCCCGAAUGAGAGUGCCAUGAAUUUCUUGUCAUGGACACCUGCCCUCCUCCCUUUCAUCGACUUCACAUUCUCCUCUCCCAGCCUUGAUCAUCUGAAGCCCAUCUACGGAUCCAGCAUUGGCCACUCCUGGGACAACAUCACUGCUCUGACCGACCCUGUUGAUUUGCCUUGGCUGCCUCAGAGACAUGUCCCCGGAUUUGGAGACUGGUAUAAGAACAACAAGCAUUACAACGCUGCUGCAGACCCUCUCAAGAUUUCCAACUUCAAUGACGAUCUUCUUCCGGCGCUCAAGGAUAAGCUUGCCGAUGUGCCGAUUCGCCAUGUCAUGCUCAUCCUUCUCGAAAGCACGCGAAAGGAUGUUUUCCCCAUCAAGAAGGAUGGCCUUAUCUGGGAGCGACUGGCCAACUCGUUUAGCAACAAGACUUUACCUGACGAGGCUCAAGCCAUGCUGGCUGGUCUCACUUCCAACGCCAACUUCAUUACCGGCGACUACGAUGAUGGGUUUGAGCACGAAACUAAGAAAAGGCGAGGCGGUAUCAACUUUAACAACGUCUUCACCACCGCUACCUAUACCAUCAAGAGCAUCGUUGGCACAAUGUGUGGCCUCACGCCCCUCAUGGCAGAUUUCAAUUUGGAGUACCUCCACCACUUUUAUCAGCCGUGCCUACCCCAGGUCUUUGACGCCUUCAAUAAAAUAGAUGAGGAGGAUCUUGGCAGCGAGAGGAGUGAAGAUUUUACGUCUUUCAAAUGGCAGUCCACCUUCAUGCAAUCUGUCACCAAAAAUUAUGAUAGAUAUGUGCCUCUUCUAUCCAAGAUGGGUAUUGCUCCCGAAAAUCUCGUCUCCAAGGAAUAUCUCAAGAGCCGAUUUGCCAAGUUUGGUCCCGUGGAUCAGCCAGAUAUCAACUAUUUCGGUAUGGCUGAUGUCGUCGUUGAGGACUACAUCCGAGACGCCUUUGUACAAGCCAAGAAGAAUAACGAGCGAGCCUUUGUCACACAUCUAACCAGCACGAGCCACCAUCCGUUCGCAAUUCCAGCCGAAGAGAAGUAUACGCCUUUAGGAAAUGGCUUGGACGACAUUUCCCACUAUCUCAAUGCCAUCGGCUACGACGACCGAUGGUUGGGCAAGAUUAUGAAUAUUCUGGAUGAGGAGGGUGUUGCAGAUGAGACUCUUGUUGUUUUUGUUGGUGACCAUGGAGUGUCUAUGCCCGAAAACAACAUCUUGGCGCCUUACUAUAACCCCAACAUUGGCACACUACGUGUUCCUCUGGUCUUUUCACAUCCCAAACUACCGGCAAUCGAUGUCAACGACGCUGUCAUCUCCUCACAAAUCCUCCCUACCAUUCUUGACCUCCUCCGCGAAACUGGAUCGCUUUCCAAGUCGCACACACAGGCCGCUUCCGACUUGGUCCAAAACUACGAAGGCCAAUCGCUCAUCCGGCCUGUUCACACAUCCUCCAACGAAACCGGCCAGGGUAACUGGCAAUUUACCGUCGUCAAUCCAGGCCGCGCGAUGCUGAGCAUCCGCGACACCCGUCAGCCGGAUUGGCACCUCAUCGUGCCCAUCAUCGACAACGUCGAGUGGCAGUUUACGAAUCUAAUGAAUGACCCGACGGGAGCGCAGACCCUGCUCGGGUUCGACUUUGUUAAUUUCUUGUACAGCGUUGAGAAAUCUCACGGCGUCGAUGCCGCAAAAUGGGCCGAAGAAGCUGCAUUUAUGGCCCGGUGGUGGGUCGAAGAGAAUGGGAAGCGAUGGCGUUAUGGUCCCUAUGCCAACUAA
Molecule: messenger RNA, 2595 nt
Organism: Trichoderma breve
Lineage: Eukaryota; Fungi; Ascomycota; Sordariomycetes; Hypocreales; Hypocreaceae
Product: sulfatase domain-containing protein
Exons: 1
Coding region: 1-2595 (864 amino acids)
Source: RefSeq, a predicted model, not a curated record